AGUAUAAGGUUACAGUGGAAUGGAGAGGCAGAAGAAAUGAACGGAAAAGGCAAGGCAAAUGACAUCGGGAACGCACGGACCAACGUUAUCGAAUCCACCCGACCGGCCAAGGGAACUUCCGCAAUCCCAUUGAUUCAAGUCAUUCGCAGUUUCUCCAACAAAGAUAAAAAUUAAUAAAUCAAGGAAAAUUCUCCGAUUACUAUUAUCCACUUCAGCAUCACCGGUUGGUGCCGUCGCUGCACUUCUGACUUCAGCAUUCCACUCUUUUAUCAACCCUGUUAAUCUUCCUCGCGCUUUGCCCGCCGGUCUCAAUUGAAAGCCAUCGCCCUCCCGUAACCCCCCUCAAGCGCUUCCCGGUCUUGGAUGUCUCGUGCCCCUUCGUUUCUCAACCGAGCCCCGUCGAUAUUGGUAUAAAUGGGUGUCUGUGCUUCGUGUCUGGGGGUUGGUCGCCGGGACAGUCAGGAUUCUGAGUCUUCCCAACGUCUCCUCGACGAUGAUAUCUAUCAGCCUGGCUAUGGAUAUGGCGCGUUAAACAAUUCUACCCAAGGCAACCACCCGGAUACUGGAUACUUGAAGCGUGAACGAGAAGCGCUCGAAGCUAUCUGCCAACGGACGUCGGAUUCCGUCAUCGAUAUCUGGUCCCUCCAGCCCCAACCUCAUCUACAACCCCGAGCGACUCUCCAUGGUCCCGUGUCCCCAGCUUCCUCUCGAGCCGGUACAAAAGACGAUGUACCCGUAAGAGUAACCACCACUCCCCCAGCAUCAGAGGCCGGAUCUUCCGCCCAGAAGCCUGGCUCUCCGAAGCCAGGCGCCGUUCCAAAACACUGGGGUGAGGUGGUCAUAAAUCCGCGCAAGGGGAAAUCGCAGCAGCUCGACGAUAAUGCCCGCGAUGUGUUUGGUGUUCUGAAGGUUACUUAGUUCGGAUUUGACAAGGGUCGAUAUGACGGUUGAAUUCUGGGGGAUUUUAUUCGUUAUUUUCGUUCUUCUCUCGCAUAGGUCGCCGGUCGAUGGUCGAUGUCUUCCCCUCUUUCUUCUUGUCAUGCACGGCCGCCGUGUCUUUGUUUCUUUCCUUUCUUUUCCAUUUCUUCCCUGCCACCCUUCGCCCUAGAGAUUCUGUUCUAAUACCCUGACUGUAUUUUCUGUUUCUUUUGUAUGGUCUGUUUCUUUGCUUUGGUUUAUGUUUGUUUCUCACUUGCUCUUUACGUUUCGUUUACAUACAACAACACAUGCACGAUCUUUCAUUGGUGUGAAUAUGUGAAUUCCCUCUUUUGUUGAUUCUUUUGGCUAUGAAACCUCCCGUGUCACACUACUACGAAGGUGAUAAAUA
Aspergillus caelatus is the source of this 1327-nucleotide messenger RNA. RefSeq names its product LAMTOR1/MEH1 family protein. Gene Ontology annotation, cellular component: Ragulator complex; membrane raft; late endosome membrane. The transcript is spliced from 3 exons. Gene Ontology annotation, biological process: positive regulation of MAPK cascade; positive regulation of TOR signaling; regulation of receptor recycling. The record is from RefSeq and is a predicted model, not a curated record. The coding region runs from base 415 to 918 and encodes 167 amino acids. NCBI's taxonomy places the organism in Eukaryota, Fungi, Ascomycota, Eurotiomycetes, Eurotiales, Aspergillaceae.